Molecule: messenger RNA, 1149 nt
Organism: Fusarium sp. VM40
Lineage: Eukaryota; Fungi; Ascomycota; Sordariomycetes; Hypocreales; Nectriaceae
Source: the annotation of a GenBank genome assembly
AUGAGUUCAAGUCAGAGAAUUAUCACCGACAACAACAAGUCCCCGCUCGUUCAGGUCCUGUCAUUAAUGUUUCUUGUCAUCGCAAUCCUUUCAUGUCUUGUAAGAACGGGGACCAAGCUUUUCAUGAUCAAGACCCUGAGGGUCGACGAUGUCCUUAUUAUUGUCGCAACUGUCCUUGCAGCUUGUCAGACAGCCACCAUCUUCAAUGCAUGUGAGCAUGGACUUGGCCAACAUUUCGAAGUUUUGAGUACCAACGACCGCAACGUCUUCUUCAAGAGUCAAUAUGCGACAAACACAAUGUUCAUCGCCUCCCUCCUCUGCUGCAAAUUAUCCGGCACAAUGAGUCUCCGCAUCAUGGCCCAGAAGAGCCAAAAAUGGAUCAUCAUCAUCUGUGAAGCCAUCGUCGGCAUCUGGGGCGCUACGGCACUCAUCGUCAACUUCUUUCAAUGCCAACCACCGACACCAUGGAUGUACGGCGAUAACGACAAAUGCAUCAACCUCAAGGCCUUUUGGACGUGCUACUCCACCGCCAAUAUCAUCACCGACAUCAUAAUCGUUGUCGUCAUGGCGGAGAACGUCCUCAAGAUCCAGACAUCCUGGUCCAAGAAGAUCCUCGUCAUGAGUGUUUUUGGCAGCAGAAUCUUUGUAACGCCCGCGAUUGCAGCGCAGAUCCAUUACUCCAACAAGGCAUUCGCUUCCGCCGAUCACUCGUUCGCGAUCUGGCCCGCCUCCAUCGCGAUCCAACUAGUGCAAUGUCUCGCAAUCCUUACCGUAUGCCUGCCCAACUUCAAACCCUUCCUCGACAGUCUGGAAUCGGGCCAGAUCCGCGUUGACGAUCUCCGACGGCAGGGUAAGUCGAGCAGCAACGGCUACCCAACAAACAAACCAGGCUAUGGAAAGUACAAGACCAAGACGGGCCAGAGCAACAAGUCGCACGCGUUUGUGUCUUCACACGAACACGGGGCUUCAAGAACACAGCGCAGCGAGAUUCACGAGAUGGAGGAUUUUGGCAAAAAGCCAAGACACGACCAUGAGGCGAGCUGGGAUGGCCAAAGCCGGUCAAGCCAUUCAAGUCAGAAGAUUCUGAUCCAUCAGACGUGGCAGGUAGACAUAGAGAGCACGCACGACGCGACACCUAGACAAACAUGA